AUGGAAAGAGGAAACCAAACAGAAGCUGACAACUUCAUCCUCCUGGGAUUCACAGACGACCCUGACCUGCAGUCCCUCCUCUUUGGCCUUUUCCUGUCCAUGUACCUGGUCACUGUGCUGGGGAACCUGCUCAUCAUCCUGGCCACCAUCUCAGACUCCCACCUUCACACACCCAUGUACUUCUUCCUCUCCAACCUGUCCCUGGCUGACAUUGGCUUCACCUCCACCACCAUCCCCAAGACUCUCAGGAACAUCCACACUCACAGCAAAGGGAUCACCUUUGCAGGCUGCGUCUCACAGAUUUAUUUUUUUGUUUUGUUUGGAUGCCAGGAUAAUUUGCUCUUGACAGUGAUGGCCUAUGACCGCUUCUUGGCCAUCUGUCACCCCCUGCACUACAUGGUCAUCAUGAACCCACGGCUCUGUCUGCUCAUGGCUCUGGGGUCCUGGUUGGUCAGUGUCCUGGGCUCCCUGCCAGAGACCUUGACUGUCUUGAGGCUGUCCUUUUGCACAAAUGUGAAAAUCCCUCACUUUUUCUGUGAUCUUCCUGAGGUUCUGAAGCUCGCCUGCUCUGACACACUCAUCAACAAUGUAGUGGUGUACUCUGUGACCAUCAUCCUAGCUGUUUUCCCUCUCAGUGGCAUCCUCCUCUCCUAYUCUCAGAUUUUCUCCUCCAUCCUGAGGAUCUCAUCAGACAGAGGCAAGUACAAAGCCUUCUCCACCUGUGGGUCUCACCUCCUGGUGGUCUCCUUGUUCUACGGCACUGGCCUUGGGGUCUACCUCAGUUCUGCUGCURCACCAUCCUCUAGGAUGAGUCUCAUGGCCUCAGUGCUCUACACCAUGCUCACCCCCAUGCUGAACCCUUUCAUCUACAGUCUGAGGAACAGGGACAUCAAGGUGGCUCUGGGGAGAGUCCUCAGAAAGAUGGUGCCUCUCAACUAA
Urocitellus parryii (Arctic ground squirrel) is the source of this 939-nucleotide messenger RNA. RefSeq names its product olfactory receptor 7C2-like. Gene Ontology annotation, molecular function: G protein-coupled receptor activity; olfactory receptor activity. Gene Ontology annotation, cellular component: membrane. Gene Ontology annotation, biological process: G protein-coupled receptor signaling pathway. The record is from RefSeq and is a predicted model, not a curated record. Lineage: Eukaryota; Metazoa; Chordata; Mammalia; Rodentia; Sciuridae.